Molecule: messenger RNA, 1686 nt
Organism: Moneuplotes crassus
Lineage: Eukaryota; Ciliophora; Spirotrichea; Euplotida; Euplotidae
Source: the annotation of a GenBank genome assembly
UUCUUUUAAAAAUGGAAUCUCAAACAACGAGGUGUCAAUCGGCCAGCUGAGAGACCUCUAGACAGGAAUACUGAUGCGACCAUCAGAAGAUACUUUGUCAUGAAUGUAGUGAUACAUUCCAUUUCCAAUGAAACACCCAGAGAAUAUCCAAACCUGAUGAGAUGAUUAGAAGCAUUGAGAUGCUUGAGAGAUUCACUCAGAUCCUCAAUGAAGAAGCCAGAAAUUAUGAAUUAUUAGAGCAAAUCAAAGGACUAAAGGACACCUUGAGUUGCAUCGAGAACACUAUCAGUAAAUUAAAGAGUGAAGCUGCAUCGGCUCUAGCAAGCGACCAUUUUCUCAAAUAUGAUAAACUAAAAUUGCAAGCUAGAGAGUUCAAGUCAGACAUUCUGAACUCUAAAUAUGGGAAUUCUGAAAGUGGUGUAAACAAGAUUUUUGAGUUAUUGUUUUAUUCUCAAUUGUUUAAAUGUUCAAAACCAGAAGAAAAGAAGAAUCUAGAAGGAAUACAGAAAAACAAAGAUACAAGGACAGACAAGCCACAAGAGGCACAAAUUAAUACAGACUCUCCUGCUACAGAUACACUUGGAAAUAAUGAAAAUGUUACACAAAAUUCUGAGAACAAUGAAGACUCUGAAACAAAUGUAAAGAAAGAUGAGCCAAACUCUGAAAAUGUUCAAGAGAUAAUACACAAACUGAAUGAGAGAGUCAAGUUUUUAGAGGAUAAAAGCAAGAAAGAUGAGUUUAUUAAAGAAGGACAGAUAAAAGAUCUUGAAGAAAUGAAGAAACAAAUGGAAAAGAUACAAGAUCAAAGCUCGAAGCAGAAAGAGGAUCAAAAAGAAAAGGAAAAGAAAGACUUAAUAGAACCAGGAUUUCUUACAAUAAAAGGAAAGUUUCCCAAAUACCAAUCUUUAUACAUUAACUAUUUUAAGGUUCAUAAUGAAUUUGAUCCAGAUACUUUUCUCUAUUUAAAUUUGGAUCGUGACUGUGAUAGAGACUUUCUUAUUGCUUUGGAAAAGCAAUGAGUUCAGCUACCUGAGAUAAAGGAAAUAUCAAUUGAUAAUAUAAAGAGAGAGCAUUUGAAUCAUCUAAACAACUUUUUAUUAAAAUCGAUUCCUGAAAAACUAAGCAUAUUUAGGCUAGAAAACUGUCAAAAGCAUGAAAUUUAUUAUUAUAAUAUUAGGAAAGAAUUGCUUAAUAUAUUACCUAGAGUCACUCAAGAAAUUUGAAUAGCAGGAUUAAGUUGCAAUCACAAAGACUGUAAAACAAUAAUAACCAAUUCUGUUAAAGCAAGAAGUUUAGAAUUUAAAUUUUGAAAGUUGCGUAAAGAAUCAGAUAACAAUAGAGAUGACGAAUUUGGAGAGGAAACUUCAGAGUUAAAAUACUUGUGCUUUAGAAAUUGUGAGAUGUCUUCUUCAGGAUGAAGUGGAAUAAUAAGUUACUACUUUAUGGAAGAGAUACUAAAGUUUAUUUUGAAAUCACCUAUAAAAGAUAAUCUUGAAACUCUAUCCGUUUACGACACUUUUGAUCAAAGAAAGAGCAUUGCUUCAAUACUAAAGAAUCUUCACCUGGAAAAUGUAAAAUUAAACAAGGAAUUAGGCGAGGAAUUAUACAGGGAAUUAGGAGAAGAAUUAGACGAAAUAUUAUAUGGUAACUGUUUAACUUUUAAUUUUCAAUAACAUGGUAGUAAAC